Molecule: messenger RNA, 837 nt
Organism: Triticum turgidum subsp. durum (durum wheat)
Lineage: Eukaryota; Viridiplantae; Streptophyta; Magnoliopsida; Poales; Poaceae
Source: the annotation of a GenBank genome assembly
AUGCGCCAUCCCGCCCCUCUACCCCCGGGCUUCCAUGGUUUGCGGGAGCUAAGGAAUUUUACUCUCAUCAACGUCCAGUUACAGAAGAAGGGGGAUUACCAGCUGGAGAAGAUCAUCGCAACAUCACCAGCGCUCGAGGAACUGACACUUUGGGAUGUGAAUAUCCGAGGCAGAUUCAAAGAGUGGGUGAUUCAGGCGUCCAAUCUCCGGUUCCUCAAAAUUUGUUCGGCUUGUGAUUAUGGUUGGAACCUUGGGGAUCUUCCGCGCCUCGAUUAUGCUGUAAUUGAUGUAUGGGACUAUCUAGGUGGGGACUGUGAUUUCUCCAAAUUUAUCUCCAGCCUUGCAAGCGUUACUGAGCUUUGCAUAUAUACUUGUCAUCCACCGUCAAAUGGGGCUAAUAUGCUAGAGGAACUUCCAUGCACCUUUGUCAACUUAAAGAACUUGACGCUGUAUACACACUUCUGUGAACUUCCCUCAAUUUUGUCAACCUUUUGCUUGCUAAGGAAUGCUCCAAACCUUGAAAGACUCAAAAUACUGAUUUAUUAUGGCGAGGAGCAGAAAUUUGAGGCAAAUCGAGAGUUUCAAGAUGCACAAUGUACCGAUGGCAUGUGUGCCAACCUUCAGUUUGUGAAGAUGACUGGUAUUCACUGGCAUUCAAAUGAAAUGUCUUUCAUGGAGCUUAUUCUAUCUAAAGCAAGGCUUCUUCGCACAUUAUCCAUUAGUUAUGAUGAGGAAUGUGCAACGUCUAAUGAGGGUGCACUGAAGAAGUUACAAAAGUACAAAAAAGCUUCAACUCAUGCGAAGGUUAUAUUUAAAGGCAAAGCGGGAUCUUACUAG